CGGUGUGACAGUACUAAAAAAACUGAAGAAGAAGAAGUAUAUUUUAGACUCUCUGAUCCCACAACGUAAACCCGGUCUAAUUAUUAAAGCAGUAUUUAAAGUAUUACUACAUUUCAACAAUCACCCUCUCCAUUACCGAUUAAACCGUAAAUCAUUCAUUUCACCAAUUAUAAACGGACAAUUCCAUGAGCUUAUGCUACUGAUUCAAUUAGCAGAAACGAUUUUGAUUUGGAGUACAUGAAAUCACGAUGGACGCUCUUCUGGAAAGACUGAGCUGUAAGCUCCUCCAAGCUGGGAAACACAAGGCGUAUCACACUGAGUACUCGCUCUUACAAAGUGACUCGGAACGUGUAAAGUACACCAUACAACUCCUCAUCGAUUAUUCAAGGCCCUUGCCCUCGAAGAUAAUUAGCAAGUCCUCUGAGGAGUCGUCACGCCUCCGCGAGAUGGGCAACUUUGUCUUCUCAAUGAAGAUCGUAGACAGUUACCUCGACGUGUCAAUCCAGAAAUACACGGAGAGCAUAGUCUUCGCCCCGACAGGCUCCGAAGAAUUGUCCAUUGCUUACGGGAAUCGUUCAGCAAUGUUGAUUUUGGCUCGCCUCUACGACGAUUGCCUCCUGGACAUAUCGAGAGCUCUCGCACUCCCUUACCCCGAUAAUUUGAAGGCAAAACUGUACGCACGCCAGGCACGAUGCCUCAUGGCUCGGGGUAUAUCUUCAAAAUCCUCAAAGCAAGAACUAGAAAAGUGCCGAGAGAACGGUCGUCUGUGGCUGGAUAAAAUGGAUCCAAAAAAUACCACUAAAUCUGAAGUUGAGAAGAUUCUGAAGGGCACUAAGAGGUUUCCCGCCCAGGCACCUUACGUCAAAUGGGACGCGACAAAAAAUCUCCCCAAGUUAAUCGAUGAAAACAAGCAAAUCCCCGGGUUAUCUGCCAGCCUCGAGCUGAAGUACUCGGAUGAAUUCGGCAAACACAUGGUGGCAACUAGAGAUAUUGAUCCAGGAGAUGUUCUCGGGAUUAUGGAGCCGUAUGCUUGUGUCUUAGUCCCAGAGAAGAUGCUCACACACUGCUGGGGUUGUCUGGAGCAGACUUGGAGCUCGAUUCCCUGUCCAAAUUGUGUUAAUGUCAUUUACUGCAGUGAGGAGUGCAGGGACAAGGCUUGGGAGGAGCAUCAUGAUGUAGAGUGCCCGGUGAUUGGGGUGCUGUUACACCAAGAGAUGAGUAAUCUAGGGCUUUUGAGUCUUAGGAUAGCUAUCAAGGCCAUCAAACAAGCGGGGGGAAUUGAGGAGCUGAGGAAGAAGGUGGAGAAGAUCGAGGGCAGGACAGGAAUACCCGAUGAGAUAUUCCUGGAACACUAA
Messenger RNA from Fopius arisanus, 1355 nucleotides. Its product is annotated as SET and MYND domain-containing protein 4-like. Lineage: Eukaryota; Metazoa; Arthropoda; Insecta; Hymenoptera; Braconidae. The record is from RefSeq and is a predicted model, not a curated record. The transcript is spliced from 3 exons. Bases 249 to 1355 code for a protein of 368 amino acids. Gene Ontology annotation, cellular component: cytoplasm; nucleus. Gene Ontology annotation, molecular function: histone deacetylase binding.